AUGACGUCCGAGGUUUAUCGAAAAAUUUUUAACUAUUUGAGAACAAGAUCUUGGCUUUGUAAGCGUAAAGGUAAAUACACCUGCAAAAAUUACAAGCACAUAACAAUGGAGCACUCCGAGCUGGUGGCAGAGAUGGUGCAUGUUGAAAGACUGACCACGCAGGAGCGAUUGCACUUGGCACGUCAUCGUCGGCUUCAGCAGCUGAAAGUGUGGAGACAACGCGAAAAGGAAUGGCUGCGGCACCAAACCAGGCACACGAGUAAUAAACGUCACAUAUACUUUAGCGACAGUGUUAUGUUGUUGGAAGCCGCUGCAAGAAAUGACAUCGACGAAGUAAGGAGACUGCUAAAAAAGGGUGUAAACCCUGACUCGACCAAUGAAGAUGGUUUGACGGCACUGCAUCAGUGUUGCAUAGACGACAAUGAAGAAAUGAUGAAGCUACUCAUUGAAUUUGGUGCUAACGUGAACGCGGAAGACAGUGAGAAAUGGACGCCGCUACACGCCGCUGCUACGUGUGGUCACUUGCAUUUAGUCAAAUACCUCAUUGCCAGAGGUGCGAAUUUAUUAGCCGUUAAUGCUGACGGCAACAUGCCGUACGACAUUUGUGAGGAUGAAAAAACGUUGGAUUGUAUCGAAGGGGAGAUGGCAAGGCGAGGAGUUACUCAAGAAUUAAUAGAUGAAACAAGAGCUUCGACCGAGGUUCAAAUGUUACGCGAUUUGCAAAAGAUUGUUUCCUUAGGAGGUGAUCUUGAAUAUAAAGAUCAUCAAGGUGCCACACCUCUUCAUAUAGCAGCGGCAAACGGAUACUUACGAGUCGUAGAAUUUCUUCUUGAUCAACAUGUAUCGACGGACGUAGAAGACAAUGACAAAUGGCAACCUGUUCACGCAGCCGCAUGUUGGGGACAUUUGGAAGUACUUGAAUUAUUAGUGCAAAACGGGGCAGACUUAAACGCAAAAAAUAAACAUGAUGAAACUCCCGCGGAUAUAUGCGAAGAUCCAGAAAUUAGAGAGAGGAUAAUGGAAUUGAAAACAGAACAGGAAAGUAAACGACUUCGCGAAGCACAAGGUCGUAGGGUACGCAGAUCGCAAAGUAUAAAUACACGAACGCAAAGCGUACGUCGAACAUCCAUUCGAGACAAAGUUCUCACUACGAAAAAAGAUGCCCAAGAAGAAACGCGCUUGAGGUUACAAGCGCAACAGACAUACGUUAGCACUCCUACACCUACUAGUAUCCCGCCGUUGGAGAACAGUACGCAGGAGGUAGGGGACCACGAGACUGAUUCCGGCGCGCUGACCUCAGCGGUGCGGAAAGGUCCCGAGGGAAAAGACAACGAGUCUUUUCUUCACGAAGAUGUUGAUAAAGAUUCAGUGACAGGGCCUGACCCGCUGGUCGGCGGCCAGCAGCAGCCGCAGUCGCCGAUUUACUCCACGGACGCCGACACCAACAACGGCAAGAUCAACAUACACGUGUCCGUUGUUUUCGUGAAAUCCCUGUCGGAUCUGAAGAAGAAACGGGCGCAGAACCGGCACAUAUCCGGCGGCUCUCUAGACGCGAACGGAAACGGCAUCCCGAUGCCGGUCUCGUCCAUCUCCAAUUCCGAUCUCGACACCGACGAUUUCACCCAGCGCUUCACUGGGAACACCAGCGAGAUCGUGAGCGAUAAUCACUCGGAGAAGAGCUGCUGCACCCUCAUGUAAAAUCGCGCACAAUCUCGUUUCCCUUAUCCUUGCCCCACUAUUACGUACGAUGUCAUCGGAGCUCGCCGGAAUCCUUCGCACACAACGAGGAUGUAGUCCCGCGAUUAUCUUUCAGUAUUUCUUUUGAAGACUCAACACUGCAUUCUUGUACUUCCGCAACUUUUCGAGUCGCGCGUUUAAUCCGAGCCCGAGGGUCGUGAUAUUUUUUUAUUAGAUAUAUAUAUAUAUACAUAUAUAUAUAUAUUUUCCUAGAGCACAUAUAGCGACGUUAUGUACAUCACAGAUAAUACCCGUGGGGAGGCGUGUCGACAGCUUUAAAAUCAAAACGAUUGUCGGUUUUGAUGUCGCGCGAACGGCACUGUACUUAAAUCGUGACGAAACGUUCUCUCUGCGAUUGUUAUGCUUGUUGAAUCGCAAGCAGCGUGUUGAACAAGUUUGGUACCAAGAACACCUUGUUAUGGCAACUACUCAGAACGUGUACUUACAUUUGUAGAAAUAUAUAAUUGCAUUUUUCAAAUGGGUUUACAAUUGUCCAGCGCCUAAAAGCGUUUAAGUAUUGUACAGACUUUUACUUUAUUUAUUGUUAUAUUAAAGGAAAUGUAUAGACUACGCUAGAAAGAUAGGAGAUGUGUGUUUACAACUCGUAGUUAUUACCUAGACUCGAGUUUUUUCUAGUAUCUCUCCGCAGACAGGUAUAAGACUAUCGAACAUCUUCCAAUAUUUUUUAUGAGACUCUAGCUGUAAGGAUUGAGUGGAAACUGAUUUUUAUAUCAAUUUAAAGAUUAUUUGUAAAUUUUGAUAUGUAGUAUUUAUCUAUUACGACACUAUAGACUCCUCACUUGAAUUCCUUAUUCCACGUAUAGCAAAUCGCUAUGUACAUCGCUGAUUUACAAUUUUACACUUAUGUUGCGCCUUUGAUAACGCGUGAGACGUUCAAGUUUAAGAGAGGGGGAUUAUCGUUUUGAGGACUCAAAACAAAGGUUAUUUUUAGCUACAUUUUUUCGAAAACUAUGCAAUCGAUUCACUUUAAACUUUGCACACUUGGGCUGCGUCCAGAGAGCGCGCUAUUAGCGCUAUUGCGUCAUUCUGCCGUUAUCUUUCAUUAGAUGUAGAACAAGGAGAGAAUGAUGCGAUAACGCUGAUAGAGCUUUAUUCAUAUUGUAAAAACAUUUUAUGUAAAAUUACACCUAUUACAGUAAUGUUAAGACUAUAAUAAUCGUAAAUCUCUACGUCUUUGUUUUGCAAUGUAAAAUUAAUUUUUUAAUUUGUAAUUGAGCAGAUUGCAAAAGUAAAUUGCAAUAAAUAUAAAAAAAUUAUAGAAAUGAUCAUUGUAACAAUCUUCUUGUUAUCUACAUGUUGUAAACAAGUAGAAUGACUACUGUGCUCGCACACAGUGAUGUUAUGCGAGAUAGAAUUACGCAUGCGCAAUGAACGUUGAUCACACUAUUUCACUAUGAUAGAAUAUUACUGUUGUAUUACAUAAUACAUAAAAAUUUGAAUAAUUACAUAAAAUAUUUAAAAUGUCCUGUUAUGUACGUAAUUUUCCAUAUAAAAUGGAAAUUACGUUGAAAUUAGAUUAUAAAGAAGAAACUACUUUUUUCUCAAUUUUAAAACAAGUAAUUAUUGCACUUCUAAAAUUUCCAUUUAAAAUUUCCAGUUUUACGUCAAAAAUAAAAAAUAAUAUAUUUUAAUCCUACUAAUUCCAACAGUAAGCGAGCAUCUAUAAAUCUCAGAUAAAUAAUCUCAGAUUCACUUUUUCAUUUGGGAUCACUAACAAUAAGUGCAUAAAUUUUAUGGGAACUGUAAGACAUACAUGCACGCUCAAACAUAAAUUUUUAUAACUCUAUACUGUAAUGUUCUCUCUUUCUACUUGCAAGAAUUUCGAAUUACAAGUGAAAUAUGUAUUAUAUGUAUAAAAUUUAAAAUAAAUCGUACGUGUAGUUUUCGAAAAAAAGAACCACAUAAAAAUAGUCUUUUUCUCCGAAAAUAAUAAAAUCCCCCUUUAAUUCAAUAAUUCAUGCCGGAGAUAUUCGAUGUAUAAACAUGUAAACUUUACUUCUCUUUUUUAAAAUGUAAAGUUUAUGAAUCCUCCCGUAUAACGAGGGAGAGAGGUCCAGCAAAUCAAAACGGCAGUAACAAAUUUUAUUCGAAAUCACGCGUGUGUACGGGACCGUAUGUAAAAUAAUGAUCUGUCCUGUCGAACGAUCAUAUUUUUUACGUACACUUUGGGUCAAGCCACUUCCAAAUUAGAGAUACGAAAAAGGAAUCUUCGAAGGAAGUACAAAUAGUACAAAUGAACGCUCAUACAUUCCUCCACAAUAAUGCAUAAUAAAAUGUUGCCAAACUUUGCGCAGCUACCGGCCUUGCGACGACGCGGCGGCGGUCGCGUGGCUCAUUCCGCGUCUCGCAAUUGCGCUAAUCGCGAAAUUUCUAAUAAUAAUUGCCGCGAUUAUUCCAAUUAAAAGUAACGUAGCACACGUGCGCGAUGAUUCACGCAUGCAUUUGAUUGCGAAAGUUUAUGGCAAAAGUUGAUUUCAGUGGCUGUAUUUGAAAUGAAUUUAUGUGACGUCUACCACCUGUUUAUAUUAUACUGUAAUAUAGUAAUAUUAUAUAAAAAUAAAAUUAAUGUAUAUGUUAUCUUUUA
This is a messenger RNA of Solenopsis invicta (red fire ant), 4342 nucleotides long. RefSeq names its product protein phosphatase 1 regulatory subunit 16A (gene MYPT-75D). Gene Ontology annotation, cellular component: cytoplasm. Bases 1 to 1698 code for a protein of 565 amino acids. The transcript is spliced from 9 exons. Gene Ontology annotation, molecular function: enzyme inhibitor activity; protein binding; phosphatase regulator activity. The record is from RefSeq and is a predicted model, not a curated record. NCBI's taxonomy places the organism in Eukaryota, Metazoa, Arthropoda, Insecta, Hymenoptera, Formicidae.